Messenger RNA from Hyaloperonospora brassicae, 1557 nucleotides. Lineage: Eukaryota; Oomycota; Peronosporomycetes; Peronosporales; Peronosporaceae. The record is from the annotation of a GenBank genome assembly.
AUGGUGGGGCCUUUCCAGCGCGAGGACUCGACGUUGAGCGACGAGUCGAAGCGGUUCCUCAACUCGCUGCCCUCGACGUUCAGCAGCCACUUCCGGAAACACCGCCACUUUCUGCCCGCGUGGACGGCGCACACGUACUGCCUCCGGAUCAAGUCGACGUUUCUGGUGUACCACCGCGCGAGUCGACCAGGAGGUCCGACGAGGUCCGCUUUCUGGCAGCAGCAGCAACACGCGCGCAAGUAUCUCGACCUGCAGCUCUGCACGGUGACGCUCCUGGACGUCGACCACUCGACGCACGGGUUCGUGAUCAGUCUCACGCUCGAGUCGAGCCGCACGCACCGCACGGUCUCUUUUGCCGCCGCCUCGGAGAAACACCGGGCGCAGUUUGCCGCACACAUUGCGGCCGUGCAACACCAGCGCCUGUCGCUGCGAGCGUUCACGACGCUCAAGUUGCUCGGUCGGGGCCACUAUGGCCGCGUGGUUUUGGCGUCGCGGGCAGCCGACCCGCAGCUGUACGCCAUCAAAGAGAUGAAGCUCGGCCCCGUCAAGACCAAAGUCGUGGUCGCCGAGCGCGCCGUCAUGGAGUGGGCCAGCGGCCACCCGUUCGUGCUCGGCCUCGAGUACGCGCUGGCCCGGGGCCGCUCGGUCUUCCUCGUGUCCAAGUUCAUGCAGGGGGGCGACCUCUUUGGGCACCUGCGCAAGCAGCGCGGCGGCCGGUUCCCUGAAGCCGCCGUGCGGUUCUACGCGGCCGAGUUACUGCUCGCGCUCGAGCACCUGCACCGGCUGCGGAUCGUGCACCGCGACGUCAAACCCGAGAACGUGCUGCUCGACAGCUGUGGCCACGUCAAGUUGGCCGACAUGGGGCUGGCAAAGCAAUUGGCAGGGGCCGCUGCUGCUGCUGCUGCAGGACGGACCACGACGGCGUGCGGGACGGACAUGUACCUGCCGCCCGAGAUGGCCGCCCGAGACGCCGCGGGCCACGGACUGGCGGUGGACCUGUGGCAGUGCGGCUGCCUCGUGUUUGAGCUCGCGACGGGGUCCCCGCCGUUCUUCCGGCCGCAGUCGAGUCGCAAGAGCUUACGCCAGCGCAUCCUAUACGCGCCCGUGCAGUACCCCGACGACAUGUCGCCCGAGCUCAAGAAUUUGGUGGCGGCAUUGCUGGAGAAGCGACAGGAAGACCGACUCGGCUACGACGGCGGCAUGCGAGACGUCUGCGCGCACGCGUUCUUUAAGGCCAUUGACUGGGACAGUGUCUACAGGCGGCAGCUCGAGCCGCCGCUGGUCCCCGGACCGCCCGGCGAAGAGCUCGUGGCGAACUUUGACGCGCACUUUACCGGUCAACCGCACACUAUCUACGCGCCCGACGCGAUCGCGAGCUGUUUGGCGCGCGACUUUGUCGGGUUUGACUACGUGCGACCUGCGCACGUGUUGUCGAAUGGGGCACUGGGGUCGAGUCGCACUGCGACAGCGUCGACGUUGUCGAGUCGCGCGAGCACUGUGAAGGACGUGCGGGACAGUAUGAUUGAGUGCAGCUAUGGACCGGUGGAUUGCGAGUAG